This is a messenger RNA of Drosophila subpulchrella, 2043 nucleotides long. RefSeq lists its product as uncharacterized. The coding region runs from base 99 to 1889 and encodes 596 amino acids. The record is from RefSeq and is a predicted model, not a curated record. The transcript is spliced from 7 exons. NCBI's taxonomy places the organism in Eukaryota, Metazoa, Arthropoda, Insecta, Diptera, Drosophilidae.
CAUACAUACAGCAUCCUUGAAGUCAACACAACGAAGCUCAAUCACAUUGAUCAAGUUUAAAGUUAGUAAGAGCCCCUGAAGAUAAAGAUACUCACACUAUGCCGCCGUGCACAUUGCGUCAGAGGGGUAUGGCCUAUAUACCGCGUAGGGACAAGAAUCGCGAAAAGGAUGUCCUGGCCCCGAAGCCCGUGCAUCCGCGGUCCUUGCGCUUCCACGGAUUCUUCGGCAUGUCAUAUGUCCAUCAACAUGUGAUGGUCGACGAGCGAUGGACGCCCAACUCAUUAACCGAACAGUUCAAGGGAAUGACCGACUUGCUGACACGCCGCUUGGUGUUCAAGAAUCACGAAUCGAAGGCCAAUCGCCAGCGGUAUUUUCGCGAGAACAAGCGCCUAAAGCUGCAAUGUCGGGAUGGGCGCACAAAGUUGCAGAAUAUUCUGGUCAACGACAACACCCACAAGAUUCGCAACUUCCUCAUUAACCACAAGGAUAUGCAGCGAUUGUAUCAGAAGAUGCCAAUUCACCUGGUGGUAGACAACAUCAAUCAGCGCACCUUUGUGAUGAGGAAGGAGCGGGAUCGCCUGGAGUUUCGCUUAGAUCAGUUAAAGCAGCACUACAAGGAACAACUGUUGCGGCGGGCACUUCUGCAGAACCGCAUCAAGUAUCAGAACGAAUUUAUUCUCGACGAGGAGCUCAAGUCGCGAGUUUUCCUCAAAAAGAUCGAGAACUCCAAUGUGCGCCUAAAGGCCAUCAAGACCAUCAACAACACUUAUAAAAAGAUGAUUCAGGUGCUGGUCCAUGACGAGAUCUUUUACGAGCCCAUCUUGCGCUCCCUCAGCAGUGACAUGGAUGAUCAGUCCAACUUCAUCAAGCAUAUCCUGUUCCUGGGCAUGCCGGCUAUAGCGAAGUUCAAGGAGCUGAACGACGAGUUCAGGAACAUGGAGGAUAAGUCCCGCAAGAACUUGCAGAUGAAACUGCAAAUGCUUGCCUCUCUUAAGAAACCGGCAGGCACAUCAAUUAAUUUCAACAAGCCCAAGGAGGCGCCGCCGACCACGAAUCUGAAGCGAUAUGUCAGGGAGACCCAAAGCAUGAUGAUUCUAAAGCUGGAGCUGAAGGCCGUGGAGAAGACUAUCAAAGAGGUCAAGUUUGUGACACUUUGUUCCCAGGCCAAGGAAAUUUAUCCACGGAUGAAGAGCCAGGUGGACAACAACGACAAGCUGCAUCGCAUGAUUGUUAAUGACAUGUUGGCCCACGAAAUGCUGGAAACCAAGAUGAAGUGCGCCAGUGUCUUAAAGGGGGUGCUGGUCAACAAUCUUUCAGAGGAAGAGAUCAACCGUCUGGAGCGCAUCAAGGACCUGAAGAAAAUGUUGCAAAAUGAUAUUCAAUUCGAACAAGACACACUGCAGCAUCUCAAGAAUAGAGCUGAUGCAUAUGUUAUGCUAAGAGUAACCAUUUGGAAUCUGUUGGAAAUUCUGCGACAUAUUGAUCGUCAGCCAAAAUUGCUACGUGCCCAGUAUCCCAACUCGUACUUAAAGCUUCCGCUGCUUAAAUUCGAAAUGCUGAAUAUGAGAGCCGCUGCCCCGGAGAUUUUCGAGGAGAACAUUGAUAACAUAAUGCAUAUGGUGAAGCGCAAGAUCUACAAGCUGAUGAAGGCCUAUGCUGUUGAGUUGAAACCGGCGACCGUCAAGCGAAAUGUCGAGGAAUACCAUGCCGAUUUCUUGGCCAGCCUGGAUAUGUACGAGCCUGUGGACACUGAGGAGCAGGCUCCAACAGCUCCCGAGGACGAUAUCUUGCAGGAGAACAAGACCAUGGCCAAUGUGCCCAACCGCAAGCAGAUCAAGGCCCAAAGUGCGAAGCUUGUGGAGGAGCUGGCCAAGCGGGAUGAAAUGUAAAUGUUUACUUUAGUAUUUGUGUUACAGUAGCUUAAAAUUUGAAGUAAGUUAAAUUCUGCAAGUUAAAAAACCAUUUAAAGUGCCUACAAUUGAGUGGCUAACAGAAAAAAUAAUAAAUCGUGAGUUUUGGAUUGACGAAAUCCCGAAAAUGGAA